UGUGAAAGAGUAAUGGCGUUCGCGGCGAGCACGCGAGCGUAGCCGCGUUCAUUUCAGUAUGCACAAUCCGAGGUGCGCCAAGUAAUAAAGUUACUAGCCCGUUGGAACGAAGCGAGUGCACGCCAAUCGAAUUCGCCAUUAUGGGUCUGGCUCUCGGUCUUCUCUCCGCGUGAACUGUGAAAAAAAACUCGUCAACGCGUGUCUUCGUCGUAUUGUCGAUUCUUUGUCAAAAAUGGAUUUGUCAGUGCAAAGCUAUGACGAUAUUGACUGACAGAAGAAGCAUGUUUGAUCAUUGUUUUGUCUGUUAUUAAAAAAGAGAUGAAAAUCUAAUUAAAAAUUAUUUCGCACACAAUGGCCGCAAAUACUCAAUUUGCUCAUCCACCGCCGACUGUUAGCUUGCCUAACAUGUCUGUGCCGCCGCCUCCGACUCCAAACUUAUCGGCGCCACCUCCAAAUUUAACUACCAUAAACACAUCUGGGAAUUAUCAACAUCGGUAUCCAAAUCACAGAGAGAGCAAUCGUGGUUUCUUUAAACCGUUCAGACCUUACCACGCUCCUAAGAUUGUUGUGGGACAAGAACCUAUGAUGCAGGACGAGUUUGACGGGAAGAGGCUCAGGAAAUCCGUUAUGCGGAAAACUGUCGAUUACAAUUCCGCCAUUAUCAAGAGUUUAGAAAAUCGAGUAUGGCAACGAGACUACAGGGAUCGAAAAGCGCUACAACCAGACGUAAUGUACUAUCCUGAUUUAUUACCCCCACCAAGUUACAUUGACAAUCCCAUAAAUGCAGUCACUACGAGGUUUGUGAAAACGGCCACCAAUAAAAUGCGUUGCCCCAUUUUUUGUAUGGCCUGGACACCGGAAGGAAGACGGCUUGUCACAGGCGCUUCAAGCGGAGAAUUUACUUUGUGGAAUGGCCUAACAUUCAAUUUUGAAACCAUUCUUCAGGCGCACGACAGCCCGGUGAGGACAAUGGUUUGGUCCCACAACGAGAGCUGGAUGGUUACGGGGGACCAUGCGGGAUACGUGAAAUAUUGGCAGAGCAAUAUGAACAACGUCAAGAUGUUUCAAGCGCACAAAGAAGCGAUUAGAGGACUCAGUUUCAGCCCAACGGAUCACAAAUUGGCGACCUGCAGCGACGACGGAACCGUUCGAAUUUGGGACUUUCUUCGUUGUCAUGAGGAGCGAAUUCUUAGGGGUCACGGCGCGGAUGUGAAAUGUGUGCACUGGCAUCCGCAAAAAAGUCUAGUCAUUUCUGGCAGCAAAGACAAUCAGCAACCGGUUAAGUUGUGGGAUCCGAAGACUGGUCAGUCGUUGGCGACUCUUCAUGCACACAAAUCGACCGUAAUGGACGUCAAAUGGAACGAGAACGGUAACUGGUUGGUUACCGCGUCAAGAGACCACUUGUUGAAGCUAUUCGAUCUUAGAAAUCUGAGUCAGGAAGUUCAAACCUUCCGCGGUCAUAAAAAGGAGGCGUCGAGCGUCGCUUGGCAUCCAAGUCACGAGGGUCUAUUCUGUAGCGGAGGUAGCGACGGCGCGAUACUCUUCUGGCACGUGGGGGCGGAUAAAGAAGUAGGAGCGAUCGAGCAAGCGCACGAUAGUAUAGUUUGGACCUUAGCUUGGCAUCCGUUGGGACAUAUCUUGUGCUCAGGUAGCAACGAUCAUACCUCUAAAUUUUGGACGCGCAAUAGACCAGGAGACUUAAUGAGAGAUAAAUACAAUCUUAACACAUUGCCAGCGGGUACGGCUGGUAUUGAUGACCACGAAGUCGCUGACGAAGCGGCAGUAAUACCUGGAAUGGGACCGGACGACAGAAUCAAUACGGACAGUGAAAAUGUCGAGAAUGACAAAAGCGGCGGAAUUCCGGGAUUGGACUUGGAUCACGCGGUUGAUGAGGGCAAGAAAUUUGCCAACAAAAAAGUUCCGUACAGCAAACCGAUCCCGCGAAAUUUCCAAGCUCAAUGGAACGAAAUGGAAGCUGAGGAUAUAGAACAAGUCGAGGCGCUUAACGCAUUUGUCAAUCAGUUAAUAGAGACCACACCGGGUGCUGUGCCGCUGAAUGAAGUCACGCCCAAUGCUAUUAUAUUGUACGGCAAAAUGAUUCCAGUUGAACCGGGUUCAAAACUAGCAGAAGCGAUCAGUAAAGGAACUGAGGCUAUAAACAAAUUAGUAUUUUCUGGCGAAAUAGAGGAGUUACGCGACGUAGUGGGUCCGCCGGACAAUAUAGAGGAAACCGAGGAUUAUCUGCAUGAUGAUGGCGAGAUCGAUUAUUCUAAAGUGCCUGAAGUAGAUCUGCCACCACCCUUGCCUAGCUCGAAGUUUGCUCAGAAUCCUGAACUGUUGAAAACUCUGAAUCGUGGGGGCAAACGUAAAUUCGACCAAUUGAUAGGCUGGAGUGACGGCGGAGCUAGCGAUCGCACGUCCAAGAUCCAUCAACCUGUCUUCGGAGGCGUUUUCACGGAAGACUCGCAGUCUAGCGACACCGAUCUGAGAUUUGGUAUCACCAAGUCGAGUGUCACCGGCGGAGAAGGCAACUUUUUCCACUCUCUCGGCCAAGACGACGAUCUCAGGAAAUCUGCUGAUCCAUUGAGAAGCAGCAAUCACGGGGACGAGGAUCUAAGGUUUAACGCGUCCAGCGGAACUAGUUGGUCCAGUUUGCGCAACGAGUUUGAUUCACGUGGCAAUAGUUUUGCCGACAAAGAUUUCCGCAGCUCCGGUGCUUUCUCGUCGCAGAAGAAAUCGCUUGACAACGACGCGUACGACGACAGGGAACGAGAUCGCGACGGCGGUCAUUGGGACGAUGAGAAAGUGGGUGACGGGCCGCGUGGCAAGUCGGAAAGCAACAGCUUUGAUAAACGUGAUAAUGGAAUGGUAAUGGGUUCCGGCGGUAUGGGCAAUAGCAUGCACGUAAUGGCUGGCAUGUCCCAUCUGCCGAAUCACCAUAAUAUGCAAAACAUUAAUCCCAACAUGCCACCGCCGCCGCUGAUGCCGCAUCCCAAUAUGCCUCCGCAUCCUGGCUUGCAAGUGAAACCGCCGCAUCCCGGAUUGCCUGGCAUGGACGGUCCUAUGCCGCCGCAUUUGCUACCGCAUCCGGGCAUGCAUUUCAUGCCCAACGGCCCGCCGCCCGGUGGCUUCGGACCCAACUUCCGGCCGCCACCAAACAGCAAUUUCGGACCGAAUCACUUCAGGCCGAGUCCGUUAACGCCGUUCGGACCGAAUCAAGGCCUGCCGUUUGGCAACAGCUUUCAGGGACCUCCCAACUUUCGUGGACCAAACGCAGGCCCGUUUGAUCGGCCAGGUUUCGGACCCAAUUUUCGCGGCCAGAGUUCUCAAGGUCAGAUGAACAGUUUCAACUCGAAUUUUGGCAAUUUUGGAAAGAAUGGACCUAAUCGCGGUAUGAGUCGAGGUGGUGGUGACAGUUUGGGCCGAAGCGGUUACAAUAACCGCGGUAGAGGACGUGAUAACGAACAGUCAAGAGGAGGAAGAGGAAGGGACAAUUAUUGAAGAGAACAGUAAUUAUUGUAAGGAACAGUGUGAUUAUCUCGAUGGACAUUCUUGUAUUUCUCGAUUUCCUUCGUAAAAAGGAAAUUCCCUCAACAGAGAUUUAAUGUUACUAUAAUGUAUGUACGAUAAUGUGCCG
Molecule: messenger RNA, 3637 nt
Organism: Pseudomyrmex gracilis
Lineage: Eukaryota; Metazoa; Arthropoda; Insecta; Hymenoptera; Formicidae
Gene: Wdr33
Exons: 9
Coding region: 352-3501 (1049 amino acids)
Cellular component (GO): mRNA cleavage and polyadenylation specificity factor complex
Molecular function (GO): protein binding
Source: RefSeq, a predicted model, not a curated record